CUUUUAUUUGUUUUUUCCUUUUUUUGUCGCAUUUAACUUAGUAUUUUUACAGUGUCGUUUUAAGUUACUUAUACACGUACAACUUACCAUUGCACAAUAUUAUGGUAAAAAUAUUUGUUGGACGUCUCCCCGAAGACGUAAAAAAGAGUGAAUUGGAAGAAUUGUUUAAAGCAUAUGGAGAAAUAACAGACUGUUCAAUAUUAAAAAACUAUGGCUUUGUUCACAUGGCCGAUCUGAAUGAUGCUAAAAAAGCAAUUGCAGGACUUGAUAAAACAGAUUUAAAAGGAAACUCAAUCAACGUAGAACUUUCAACAACAAAAGUGCAAAAAGCGAGCAAGAUAUUUGUUGGCAAUCUACCACCAGAAACCAAAUCUGCUGACAUUCAUAAACUUUUCAAGAAAUACGGAACUGUAAUAGAGUGUGAUGUUGUUAAAAACUAUGCAUUUGUUCAUAUGGGAAGGGAAAAUAUGGCCAGAGAUGCAAUAAAUGGUCUUAACAACACAGAGUUUAAUGGAAACAAGAUUGGUGUUCAAAUGGCACGCUCUCAAAGAAAUCUUGAUAUGCAUGGGGGUUAGUGCUACAUGUUAUGUUCAUAGACUUGUGUUUAAUUAGAAUAAAACUGUAUCACUGCCGGCUAAUUUUGAUUUUUUAUAUGUUAUUUAAUAUUUAUAAAUGUACAAUCUGUUUCUGUUUGGUAAAGAAUGAUGUUAAGUUAGG
Molecule: messenger RNA, 717 nt
Organism: Ciona intestinalis (vase tunicate)
Lineage: Eukaryota; Metazoa; Chordata; Ascidiacea; Phlebobranchia; Cionidae
Source: RefSeq, a predicted model, not a curated record